Messenger RNA from Meloidogyne enterolobii, 420 nucleotides. The record is from the annotation of a GenBank genome assembly. NCBI's taxonomy places the organism in Eukaryota, Metazoa, Nematoda, Chromadorea, Rhabditida, Meloidogynidae.
AAAAUUAAAAAUGAAAGUUGGAGCAAGUUUAUUCACUUUAUUGUUCCUCUUAGUUGUCAAUCUGUCUCUCUUUACUGAAGUCGAUUCUUUAACUGAACGCCCUUGGUGGAAAAAACCGAUUCGUUCAGUUCCAGACCAAGGCUUCAGAGCUAGACGGUAUGCUAGACGGAAUUCGAUCCUUGCAACGCCAGAAAGAAUGCGUGUUGUAAGAGAACAAGGCUUCAGAGCUAGUCGGCAUGCUACCGGAAUGGACUCAAUCCUUGCACCGAUGGAUAAUGAGGAUACUAGAAGGGGGUAGUAAUCGGUAAAGAAAUGAUAGAAAAUUAAAUUGUAAAUCAGCUUUGCAAUUUUAUUUGAUAAUAUAUAGGCUGAAAUUUUAAAUUUAAAAAUGUAAUUAUUGAUAAAUAUUAUGUAAAUAUG